CACAAAAUUACUUUUCUUUACAGGAUGGCUUGCAACGGUAUCGAAAGACGGAAGAACAGCUGGAUAUUUCAACAGCGUCGGUGAAGUAUCGAGAGCGCUAGUGCGUUUAUUUCUCGUUCAAGAUGCAGUCGUGGGACUAAAAGCAACAAAUGCGGGAAUGUGUCGCACAGUAAUUACAGGUGGCCAUGUAUUAAAAUCAAUGGGUCCUUACGAAGACCUAAAUCGGCAAAAUGUGUUAUUGGCAAGCAAAGGAAAUAUCCAUGAUGAUCUUAUGAUGUAUUUAAAAUGCCUUACUCAGCAUGGAGAAACGGUAUAUCUACCUUAUAGUGCUAAAGGAAGAUUUUACUGCAUUGCCACUCCUAAAUCACAUUCCAUCAAUCACUUAUUCCUCUUAUCAAAUCUGCUAAAAGUAUCGAGACUGCCCUGCUUCGUUAGAAUAGUAUCUGGACCGAAACCGCACGUAUCUUUACCAUUCACGAACAUUAUUAAGUUGGAAGAUGUGGGCCACGAGACCAUUAUACUAGGAUGUGCUCUUGUUAACAAUGAACCAAUCCUUUUAGAAAUAAACGCUAAUUCAGAAUUUGCUUUCCUUAAAGCUACAGAUGAUAGACUGCUGCAAAAAUCAGAAACAUUUAAACGCAUGUGCCAGGUGUGCACAGUUGAAGGAGAUAGAUGGAGACAACAGAUUCGAGUAGCCCAUCAUGUGGUUUCAAAGCAGAAGAAAGAAGAGGACCUUCCGAAGAAAGAGAAGCUUACAUCUUUUUCCACCCUCUCUAGAUCGCAAAUAACUCGUUCUUCACUUGCUAAAUCGCCCGUUGACACAUCGAAGCCAAACAAGUGCAAGGAUAUCAAACCAGCCCUUCCUACUCUUGAAUUAAUUGAUUUCUUGAAAUAUACCUAUCGUGGUUAUAUGUUUCCCAAGAAGUUCUGGAUGUUCCGUAAAUCUAGGAAAUUUGAAUUUCCAGAUAACAGCGAUAAAAUUUCUAAACUACCUUUCGACAUUCUAAAAGCCUAUUACUCAAAAUCUAAAGGUAGAAAAUGUUUAACUUUAAAAAUCACUGCGCCUAAAGAUUCCGUUAUGUUAAUUGAUGCUGAAAAAGCUAGAUUGGAAGUGCAAAGACGUACUAACUCAGAUGCUGGCUACGGAACAUCUUACGCUGACGAUGAAUCAAUUUAUCAUUCUAUCUGCUGAUUGGUUAAAAAGUGUGUGUAGCGCAAUAUUUUUUAACAAAAAAAUAAGUACGUGCGUAUUAAUUCUCAGUUUCUUUAUUAUAGGUAUUUCUGUUUCCUCAGUUUCUUAACAUACCUAACAAGACAUUUUCUUGCAAUAACUACUUUUACUCUUAGUUCUUUCGAAAGUACAAAAUUGUACGCUGAAACAAAAGCUUUAAGUUACCGUUUUACUACGGUAUACUUAUUAAGUGAGUAGAGAGCUCAGUAGACGGCACAGAAGCCGCUGGUUUCUGCUGUUUUGGUGCUACUGGACUGGUAAAAUUGUACUGCGCAGAGAAUGUUUUGAAAACCAAAGAAAAGAGUGAAUAAAAGAGGAAUAUGUAAAUAAUGAAAUUCCGUUUUACAUAAAAAGUUAUUAUAAUUGCAUUUUUUUAUGUAUCAAUUAAAGAAUAGUGCAAUAAAUAUUUUAUUUCAAACAUUUG
This is a messenger RNA of Stegodyphus dumicola, 1655 nucleotides long. RefSeq names its product GRB2-associated and regulator of MAPK protein 1-like. Lineage: Eukaryota; Metazoa; Arthropoda; Arachnida; Araneae; Eresidae. The record is from RefSeq and is a predicted model, not a curated record.